Anastrepha obliqua is the source of this 4556-nucleotide messenger RNA. It is a transcript of the gene gish, whose product is annotated as casein kinase I. The record is from RefSeq and is a predicted model, not a curated record. The transcript is spliced from 14 exons. Gene Ontology annotation, cellular component: cytoplasm; plasma membrane; nucleus. Gene Ontology annotation, biological process: signal transduction; positive regulation of canonical Wnt signaling pathway; endocytosis. NCBI's taxonomy places the organism in Eukaryota, Metazoa, Arthropoda, Insecta, Diptera, Tephritidae. Gene Ontology annotation, molecular function: ATP binding; protein serine/threonine kinase activity. Bases 162 to 1760 code for a protein of 532 amino acids.
CAUUAACGCCAGUAGUUGAACUUCAAAUUUCAAAAACAAAAAAAUUAAUUCAAUCGUAAUGUACUGUUUCCAAUUCGGCUCGUGCUUAAAUCAAAAAUAUCCGUUUGGUGGAAAAAUCAAAAACACAUCUUUUUUAGCAUUUGAAAUUCUAUUUUAACUCCAUGACGCGCCAAUGGAAGUUUGGGAAGAGAAUUAGUACGUAUAAAAAGCGUAAUAAUGGUGGUGGAACACAGACUGCUGGAACAUCAGGUGCCGGCGGUGGUGGCGGCGGCGGAGGUGGUGGAGGCGGAGGAACUCGAAACACAACCAGUUCGGGCAACAUGUAUGCCACCCGCCAAACUGUAGGCGCCUCAACGGGGGUACUUAUGGUCGGACCAAAUUUUCGUGUUGGUAAAAAAAUUGGCUGUGGUAAUUUCGGAGAACUGCGUUUAGGCAAAAAUCUGUACAACAAUGAACACGUAGCAAUAAAAAUGGAGCCUAUGAAGUCAAAGGCUCCACAACUACAUUUAGAGUAUAGGUUUUAUAAACUAUUAGGAUCACAUGAUGACUGCCCAGAGGGUAUACCGCGUGUGUAUUAUUUGGGCACAUGCGGUGGCCGUUAUAAUGCCAUGGUAUUAGAGUUAUUGGGACUGUCCUUAGAAGAUCUCUUCAAUAUUUGUUCCCGUAAAUUUUCUCUUAAGACUGUACUGAUGAUAUCUAAGCAACUUCUCCACCGGAUCGAAUAUGUUCAUAGUCGGCACUUAAUCUAUAGGGAUGUGAAACCCGAGAACUUCCUCAUAGGCAGAACAUCGACGAGGCGGGAAAAAAUUAUACACAUAAUUGAUUUCGGUUUGGCCAAAGAAUACAUUGAUUUAGAUACAAAUAGGCAUAUACCAUAUCGGGAGCAUAAAUCUCUCACCGGCACCGCACGUUAUAUGUCAAUAAAUACACACAUGGGCAGAGAGCAAUCAAGGCGCGAUGAUUUAGAAGCAUUAGGACAUAUGUUCAUGUAUUUCUUAAGAGGUUCACUGCCGUGGCAAGGCCUUAAGGCUGAUACACUUAAAGAAAGAUAUCAAAAAAUUGGUGAUACAAAACGUGCAACACCCAUUGAGGUGCUUUGCGAUGGACACCCCGAAGAAUUUGCAACUUAUUUGCGUUAUGUGCGGCGAUUAGAUUUUUUUGAGACGCCCGAUUAUGAGUUUCUGCGAAGACUGUUUCAAGACUUAUUCGAUCGUAAGGGCUAUGUGGAUGAUGGAGAAUUCGACUGGACAGGGAAGACAAUGAAAAAAAAUUUCUUCAUUUUGGAACAACUCGAACAAAUGAAGGUCAUUAAAAAUGCGCCACCUUCACAUUUAGCAAAAAAUAAAUCCGACAAGUCAACGCCCGUCGGAUCUCUGCAAACUGGCCAUGAAGUCAUCAUUUCACCAAAUAAAGAUCGUCAUAAUGUAACAGCUAAGGAUAUAUCAUAUUUUGAUUAUGAGGAUGACGAUGAUGAUGGUGAUGAGGAAUAUUUAAUACUCGAGACAAAUGCCAAAGGAGGUGUUGCUGCGUGGCCGGAUGUGCCAAAACCAGGCGCCACCCUUGGCAAUCUAACACCGGCCGAUCGGCAUGGUUCAGUGCAGGUUGUGAGUUCCACAAAUGGCGAAUUGAAUGCGGACGACCCGACUGCUGGCCACUCAAAUACUCCUAUAACGCAACAGCCCGAAGUGGAGCUUGUCGAUGAAACAAAAUGUUGUUGUUUCUUUAAACGAAAGAAGAAGAAAUCAUCACGUCAAAAAUGACUAGACGGUGUCCAAUGUAGUCCAGAACGCGAAGCGGUAACACUGCUGCGCGCCACUUCACAUUCAAAUUCACGGGAUAGCGUAUUGAAUAAUCCUAGUCAGGAUUAUAUACAACAGGCAACGUCACAGCAUACGUUGCGUUAUCCUCCAUCCGCGUCGAUGUUGACGCCAACACCAACUACAAACACACCGACACUUCCGUUGUAAUUUAUAAAUACAUACAUGCAUACAAACAAACAUACAUACUACAAUACAUUUACCAUUUAUUAAAUUUAAAUGAAAGUUAAAAAAUCAAAAAAAAAAAUAAAAAAAAACAACAAACGUAAAAAAAUAUUAUAAAAAUCAGCUGAAAAAAUACAAAAAGAAAGUAAAAGAUCAUAAAAAAAUGGAUGUAAAAUCCACACAAAAAAAGUAAUAUGUAAUUACACAAGCCCACACAAAUUUCAUUUAAAUUAUUAACAGAAAAGCGAAAAUUGUAAAACAGAAACAAACACAAUAACAUCAAGAAAACGGCAAAAACCCGAAAAAUACUAAACGUAAUUAAGUGAUUGUAAAAUAUACAGACAGAUGCAUACACACACGCACUCAUCUAUGCAUGAAGAACCAAGCUAAGGGCGCCUGUUGAGUCGUUAUUGUUGGCUAUGUAAGUGGAAAAAUAGUUGUAUGCCGAGAGAAGAGGGGCAUUUCUAAAAGAUAUAAAUUUAACAAAUGAAGAGAAAAGAUUUUACUUGUAACAAAACUUUAAAAGCUGUAAAAACUACUUUUAAAACGAGUAAGGGCAAUUUCGAAUAGUACAAAAUUUCGGAAAAGAAUAAUAUUUCAUUUAUAAUGAAACUUAAACAGCUAUCGGAAUUUUUGUUAGACUAGGGAGAGUAACGGCUAUAAUGUGCAGCAUUCGAAAAGACUAAAAUUUCAUUUGUUACGAAACUUGAAGAGCUGCCAAAAUAAUUGUAAGGCGAGUUAAGAUCGUUUCGAAAAGGUGUAGCAUUCGAAAAGUUAAAACUCCAUUUGUUACGAAAUUUGAAUAGCUGUCAAAAUGAUUGUAAACCGAGUGAGGGUCAUUUCGAAAAGCCUAACGUUUCGAAAAUACCGAAUUCCAUUUCUAAUGAAACUUGAAAAGCUGUCGAAAUGAUUGUAAGACUAGUCAAGGUCAUUUCGAAGAGGUGUAGUAUUCGAAAAUGUCAAAAUUCCAUUUGUUAAUUACAAAAUUUGAAAAGCUGUCAAAAUGAUCGUAAGACGAGUGAGAGUCAUUUCAAAAAGGUCAACGUUUCGAAAAUUCUAGAAUUCCAUUUCUAAUGAAGCUUGAAAAGCUGUCGAAAUUAUUUUAAGACUAAAAAGAGUCAAUUCGAUAAUGUGCAGCAUUCGAAAAUACUAAAAUUUGCUACGAAAUUUGAAGAGCUGGCCAAAUUAGGCGAGUCGAAGUCAUUUCAAAGAGGUUUUCGAAUGCUACGAAAAUGUCAAAAUUCCAUUUGCUACAAAAUUUGAAUAACUGUCAAAAUUAUUGUAAGACUAGUGAGGGUCAUUUCGAAAAGGCUAACGGUUCGAAAAUACCGAAUUCCAUUUCUAAUGAAACCUGAAAAGCUGUCGAAAUUAUUUUAAGACGUGUCAAGGUCAUUUCGAAAAGGCCAGCGGUUCCAAAAUAUCGAACUUUAUUUCUAAUAAAACAUGAAAAGCUGUCGAAAUGAUUGUAGGACUAGUCAAGGUCAUUUCGAAGAUUGUAGCAUUCGAAAAUGUCAAAACUCCAUUUGUUACAGAAUUUGAAAAGCUGUCAAAAUGGUCAUAAGACGAGUGAGAGUCAUUUCGAAAAGGCUAACGGUUCGAAAAUACCGAAUUCCAUUUCUAAUGAAACCUGAAAAGCUGUCGAAAUUAUUGUAAAACGAGUCAAGGCUAUUUCGAAAAGGCGUAGCAUUCGAAAUUUUUUUCGAAAAGAUGUAGCAUUCGAAAAUGCCACAAUUCCAUUUAUUACAAAAUUUGAACAGCUGUCGAAAUGAUUGUAAGACAAGUCAAGGUAAUUUCGAAAAACUGUAGCGUUCGAAAAUAUUAAACUUCCAUUUGUAACGAAAUUUGAACAAUUUUAAAAUGAGUGAGGGACAUUUCGAAAGUGUCAAUUUAAAAAAAAAAAAGAAGCAAAACAGACCACUCAGGCAAAACUAGAAAAGCCGCUGCUCAGAGGAAUUCUAUAGUUGUAUGCAUUUUCAGCGGUGUGGCAAGUGCAACAAAAACUAUUUCUGCUUAAAAUAAGGCUGGUAAAGUGCACUCAAAAGUAUUAUAGAUUUACAUAUUGGUAAAAACAUGAAACAAAAGAAAAAAAAUGAAAGCUUUUCAGUUAGUUGCUAGUGGAGUGAAUAAGUUUAGACUCAAAAUUGCCAUAUUUGCACCCCCAAAAAAUAAUUAAUAUUUAAAAGUGCGUCUAAAAGAGUUCUGAAAAAUAUUCAUAGCAUAACGCUUUUUGCUAUUAGUAUACAGAAAAACUAUCUGAAAUACUUUUUUGUUUGAACAAAUGACUGCUAAACAGCCAUCUUUCGAAAUGGAAAUGCUCACUCUCUGGAUUCCAUUAUUUUUCAUUCGCCCGUCAAAGUAAAAGUGUGAUCGAUACUGUGUCACCAUUAACGGCUUGUCAAAACAUUUCCAACACCUCUUCCCUCUCUACUUCACAUCCAUUUAUUCGAACGCCACCUACUAUGCUCAUCCUUCAAAAAUGUACCAUUUCAUUAGCUACCACAGACUCUUCAUCCAACCCCUCCACCAGCACUUGCGCCAGCACACCCAGCCUGCCAUGCAAAAAAAAAACAAAAA